Hypoxylon fragiforme is the source of this 3437-nucleotide messenger RNA. Its product is annotated as acetyl-CoA synthetase-like protein. The record is from RefSeq and is a predicted model, not a curated record. Gene Ontology annotation, molecular function: phosphopantetheine binding. The coding region runs from base 1 to 3378 and encodes 1125 amino acids. The transcript has 5 exons. Lineage: Eukaryota; Fungi; Ascomycota; Sordariomycetes; Xylariales; Hypoxylaceae.
AUGGCUAAUGCGCACCAUGAACGUGUUGCUGGGUGGCAGAACGACCUGCUCCCCCACAUCCUCGAGCGCCUCGCGCGCGCAACACCCUCGGCCGCGUACGGCCUGUGGCCCACCGCCUACCGCGCCGUCACCUACGCGCAGCUGGCCAACGUCGUCAACGGGCUCGCGUGGCUUUUUGCCGAGAGGCUGGGCCCGGGGAGGAAGAAAGGCGAGGAGGAGGAGGAGGAGUUCCUGGCGUACGUGGGGCCUAACGAUGUGAGGUUCACGGCGGCGAUACUGGCGGCGAUGAAGGCGGGGUUUACGCUGUUCUUGACAUCACCACGAAAUAGUCCGGCGGCGCAUCGUGGGCUGUUCGACGCGCUGGAGUGUAAGACGCUAGUCACGACGGACCCUAGUCCGCCGGCGGCUGUUACGAUUCUCGAGGCUGUGAAGCCGCGCCUGCUUACGAUUCCGAGUGUCGAGGAGCUGUUACAAACCCAAUACCCCGAGUUUCCCUUUGAAACGACUUUUGAGGAGAGUCGAUGGGACUCCUUUUUGGUCAUACAUACAUCUGGGUCAACAGGUUUGCCAAAGCCGCUCAUAUGGACUAAUGAGACCAUAGCACGGCAUCUCAACUAUUGCGGUCGCAGUCCACCUGAGGGGGUUGUCUCGGUCGAUGGCAUUAUCCAUGGCAAACGUGUCAUUGCAACAGUACCCCCUUUCCACGGAGCCGGCAUGAUACAAUACAUGGGAAACGCCCUCCCCUUCGGCAAUGUCGUAGUCGCACCAGCAACCGCCGCCAUCGUAAGCGGCCAAGGCCUCGUCGACGCGCUGAAGCAGACACCCGCCGACGUGGCGAUCCUCGUACCGUCGGUCGUCGCAGAACUAGCACAGGACCCCGAGCUGCUGGACUACUGUGCAAAGCACCUCGAGCUGAUCAUCUACAUCGGCGGCGACCUCCCCCAAGCCAUCGGCGACCGCGUAGCCGCAAAAGUGCAGCUGCGCUGCCAAUGGGGAGCAUCUGAGGUCGGCAUCCCGCAGCAGCUGAUCCCAGAGGGUCUGGGACCGCUCGACUGGCGCUACGUGCAGUUCCACCCGUGUAUCGGCGCGGUUUUCGACGAAGUCACCGACGGCACGUACGAGCUGGUUAUACGGCGCGACGAGGCACUGGCCGACACGCAGCCUACGUUUAGCAUACGGGGGCUCGACAAGCUGGAGAAGGAGUACCGCACGAGAGACUUGUUCGAGCCUCACCCGACCGUCCCUAACGCGUGGUGUUGGCGGGCCCGCGCCGACGACAUCAUCGUGUUCCUCAACGGCGAGAAGACGAACCCGGUGUCCAUGGAGCAGCACGUCCUGGCGCGGAACCACGAGCUAAUAAGCGGCGCCAUCGUCAUCGGCGCACAGCGGUUUCAGGCCGCGCUGCUCAUCGAGCCGGCUACUGCAAAAUCCCUGACUAUGGCGGAGCAGGCGGCUCUGAUUGAAAGGGUGUGGCCUAGCGUCGAGGAGGCAAACCGCGCGGCGCCGGCGCAUGCGCGCGUGGAGAAGACGCUGAUCCUCGUCACGCCUGCGAACUGUCGCAUGGUUCGCGCGGGCAAGGGGACGAUACAGCGAAUGGCAAGCAUUAAACAGUACGAGGCUGAGAUCGACAAGCUGUAUGCGGAUGUUGAGGCGGCGGUAGAGGAUGAUGACGCUGCCCGCGCGCCGCUAAACCUAGCCAGCAAAGAUAUAGUCGCGCAGCUUAUACGGGACAGUGUAUCCGCCGUCACAGGCCAGGAGCUAAGCGCAGACAACGACACGGCGAGUUUCUUCGAUAGGGGCAUGGAUUCUCUGCAGGCGCUGCAGCUGACGCGCGCGCUGAGACGGGUUCUUCAUCGCACCAAUAUUGCCCUGUCCACGGUAUAUCAGAACCCCACCGUCGAGCAGCUUGUGUCGGCGCUGCUAGAGGAGGAAAGUAGUGUAAACGGGGCUGAUGCUGAUCAAGAAUUGAUGGCGCCGUUGCUGGCGACGUAUCGGGGUCUUAUUCACGAGAUCCCCACGGCGCUUGGGGGUGUCUCGUCGUCUCCAUUGGAGGAAUCUGAGGGCAUAGUUGAUGGCGAUGUCCUCCUAACAGGCUCCACCGGCACCCUCGGCACGUAUCUCCUGCGCGCGCUCCUUGACCGCCCCAGCCCCAGCCCCAGACACAUCUUCUGCCUCAACCGCAGCCCCGACGGCGGCCUCGCCACCCAGCACUCCCGCUUCGAAGCCGCGGGCCUAUCAACAGCCGACCUAAACGAGCGCGUCACGUUCCUACAAGCAGAUCUCGCGCAACCCCGCUUGGGGCUCGAUGAGGAGACGUAUGUAGGGUUAAGGAAGAGGGUUCGGCUUGUGGUUCACAAUGCGUGGCCGGUGAACUUUAAUCUGGGAUUGGCUGCGUUUGGUCCGCUGCUGAAGGGGUUGGUUGGGUUGUUUGGGCUACUUUCACCGACGCCAUCACCCGAGAUAAAGACGGAGACACAGCCAAAGCCACCAGGCCGACGCCGCCGCUUCGUUUUCAUAUCGUCGGUUGGUGCCGUGGGUGGUCUCAUCAAUACCAACACCAACGACAACGACAACGACAAACUGGAUUUAGGAGUGGCAGCACCAGAAGCCAUCCUCUCCUCCCUCACCACCCCCUUCGCAAACGGCUACGCGCGGAGCAAGUUCCUCGCCGAGAUCCUCUGCGACACCGCCGCCAAACAUCUGGGUCCCGCGGUGUCGGUUGCGGUGGCGCGCGUGGGGCAGGUGGCUGGUGCUGUGCGCCAACUUCGGCCGCGGGGAGCUGAGAUGGUGUGGAAUCGCGCGGAGUGGUUCCCGAGUCUGGUGGUCGGGUCGCUACGGCUGGGGUGUUUGCCGAGUGAUCUGGGCGCGCAGUUCAGCGAGGUGGAUUGGUUGCCGGUGGAUGUUUUGGCGGAUGUGGUGGUUGAUCUUGCGUUGUUACAUCCUCGCAGUGGUAAUAGUAGUAGUAGUAGUAGUAGUAGUGGAAAUGGUGCUGACGUGUUUAACCUGCGGAACCCGCACACCGUACCUUGGGAAACACUAAUCCCAGCCGUCGCGGAGACUGCCAAGGAGCUGCUUGGCCAAACGCUCCAAGUUGUUUCGCCGGCCGUCUGGCUAGCCCGGCUGGACGAGAGUAUGGCAGAGGCGACGAAAGGAGAGAGUAGCGGCCUGGAAGACGCGGUGAAGUCGAAUCCGGCGAUCAAGCUUCUGGAUUUCUACCGUGAUGGCCUGUGGGCGGAAAGUGAGAGUAAGAAGAAUGCGUCGUCAAGGCCUAUGGCGGUGGAGAGGGCGUGUGCGGGGAGCGAGACGCUGAGGGGUGUUUCGCCUGUGACGGGUGAGUGGAUGAGGAGGUGGGUUGAGGAGUGGAUAGGGGGGUUGUGAGGAUUUGUUGUUAGGGUUGGGGUUGAUGAUGUUUGUGCUGAUUCAUACCUAGGUAGAUA